Messenger RNA from Nomascus leucogenys (northern white-cheeked gibbon), 907 nucleotides. Its product is annotated as cytochrome c oxidase subunit 7A2, mitochondrial. Lineage: Eukaryota; Metazoa; Chordata; Mammalia; Primates; Hylobatidae. The transcript is spliced from 5 exons. Gene Ontology annotation, biological process: regulation of oxidative phosphorylation; mitochondrial electron transport, cytochrome c to oxygen; mitochondrial respirasome assembly. The record is from RefSeq and is a predicted model, not a curated record. The coding region runs from base 417 to 764 and encodes 115 amino acids.
AACACUGACUGACUUCUCUAUCUUUUCUUGUGCCUUGACAUCUGUCUUGAGCUCUAGAUUUUUCAUUAUUAAUCGCUCGAGAAAUGAAGGUUAAUAACGAAUUAACCUAAGUUAAUAAGGCCCGAGCAGCAAUCAUUCCACACAAGCCUGGGUUUAAUAAGGCCAAAACAGGAAUAAUCUCACACCAACCUGAGAUUUCUUACAUUCCCUGUUAUUGUGAAUGGUAUAGCCAACCACCUUGAGCCUUAGCUCCACGGACCAGCUUGCUGAACAUCGAAAGAGUCAGAACGAGAUCACGAGACAGACGGCGAGCCGGCUAGAGCGGAUAGAGCCGUACUGCCGCUCUAGUUUUUCUUUUGCUCUCUAUGGUUAGGAGCGCAAGCCUCUCUUCGGCCCGGAAAGAUUUAUGUUCGUGAAUGCUUACGCAAGACUCGGAGGUAGUUCCGGUUCCGGCGUGGCCAUUUUCGUUGCUGGUGUUCAGUUGUGGCGGUUGCUGGUCAGUAACAGCCAAGAUGCUGCGGAAUCUGCUGGCUCUUCGUCAGAUUGGGCAGAGGACCAUAAGCACUGCUUCCCGCAGGCAUUUUAAAAAUAAAGUUCCAGAGAAACAAAAACUGUUCCAGGAGGAUGAUGAAAUUCCACUGUAUCUAAAGGGUGGGAUAGCUGAUGCCCUCCUGUAUAGAGCCACCAUGAUUCUUACAGUUGGUGGAACAGCAUAUGCCAUAUAUCAGCUGGCUGUGGCUUCAUUUCCCAAGAAGCAGGAGUGACUUCAAUCAUCCCAGCAGUCACUUGCUUCAGUUUCAUUCAGCUCUCUAUGGACCAGUAAUCUGAUGAAUAACCGAGCUCUUCUUUGGGGAUCAAUAUUUAUUGACUUGUAGUAACUGCCACCAAUAAAGCAGUCUUUACCAUG